Molecule: messenger RNA, 3407 nt
Organism: Paramecium sonneborni
Lineage: Eukaryota; Ciliophora; Oligohymenophorea; Peniculida; Parameciidae
Source: the annotation of a GenBank genome assembly
AUGUCAUCAAAAAAAGAAUACGGAUUAGAAGAGCAUAUUUAUGAAACUUUGCUUGAUUUAUAUAAGUUAGAAUGUAGUGAAGCAUUCCGAUUUCCAGUUGAUAUACAUCUAUUUAAAUGCCCAGAUUAUUAUUAAAUUAUAACAGAUCCAAUGGAUUUGAGUACUUUGACAACAAAAUAUAAGGAUGGUGCAUAUAGGACACUAAAUGAAAUAAAAGAAUAAAUAGAUAAAAUAAUAAAAAAUUGUAGAAAAUUUAAUACAGAUCCUAACCACACAAUCUUAAAAACUUGUUCUAAAUUCGAAUAAUGUUUUAAUACUCGAUGGAAUAAAUUAAAUGAAAUUCGUAUUUAGCUUGGGAUUCCAGAUGAUUAUUAAUUAAAGGUAGAAAUGAAUAAAUUGGAUUCAAUUGAAUAAAGAAAAAAUAAAAAAAAAGAACCUGCUUCAUUAAAAGAAGAUUAAUUAGGAAGAAAACCUCGUUUCCAAAAAAAUGAAUCUAAAUUUUAUACAAAUAAUACCUAAUUCCCAACUAAACCAUAGAAUGAAUUUGUAGUAAACAAAAUAAAAAUUAUAUCAUCAUCAAUUCAUGAUGAUGAUCAACCAUACAUAGAUUCAAACACAAGUUUUAAAAAUGAAUCAUAAAACUUUCAAGAUAUUUAAUUUGAAAGUAAAAAUCAAAAAAAAGAAAUAAAUGAACCUGCUCCGCAUACAUUUAAACUAUCAAUUCCUAGAAUGCCAUCAAAUGAAGUCAGUUAAAGUCAAGAAAAAAUUAAGUUUUAAGAGCCUCCUCCAUAACCAUUAAAUAUUUAUGAACCUAUCUAAAAAUAAGAUUCCACAAAAUCUACAUUUUCUUUUAAAAUUCAAAUUCCUAAAUUGAAUCCCCCUCAAUCAGAUAUAAAUAAGUAAACAAGUGAAUUACAAACUUAAAAUCUUACAAAAUUUACUUAACCUUAAUAACAAUAGCCCAUAACUUAAUAGUAGACUACAUCCAUUUAAUAACCUACAUAAUCCAUAGAUUUUUAAAAUCAAUCAUAAUAAAAAAUAUUAAUUUCUCAUCCUUAACAACCAAUAUCAUAAUUACCUUUAUAAAAUCUAAAUUAAUAAUAACCACCUUAAUUACCAGAAAUUUAUUCACAGUAAUUGGGAACAUAAUAAAAAUAAUCAUAAUAACAAUCAACACAUUAAACAUAAUCAUAAAAUCAAAUAUAAAUAUAAAAAUAAUCUUAAUAAUAAGUUUAAUAAUUAGGAAAUGUUGAUGAAUAAAAAAUAAUACAAAAAAAAGUUGAAGUUAAUAAAGAAGUGAAUGAUGGAUAAUAAAAUUCCUAAAUAUAGUUAGAUUAAUAAUAAUUAAAACCUUAAUCAUAAGAAACAAAAAUUAUGAUACCAAAAUAACCAACUUAACAAUUAAAUAAUAGCUUGAAUUCUUCUCAAACUUAAUAAUAAAAAUAAUUUGAAAAACUUCCUUUACCCCCCAUAAAUAAAGGAAUAAUACCAAAAUAAGAAAUUUAAAAUACCCCAAAUACUCCCAAAGGAAAAAGAAAAAUUAUUGAUUCGGAUGAUUCAUUAGAUUCUGGUGGAAUGGAUUAAAUUCCUAUAAUAAAAAAAACAAGUGAGAAAAAGGUUGAACACAUUGAAACUCCAAUAUAACAUAACUUAUUAGGAACAUUUUCAGAAAAAAAGAUUUAAAAUUUAGUAUCCCAUACCUCCUUUUCUUUAAAUGAAUAAGAAAACAAAAUUCAAGCUAAAGAUAAUUAAACUAUUAAACCACCCCCUACCACUUCACCAGUUGUUUAACAAUUACCAAAAAUUGAAAUUGCUCCAUCGAAAUAUGUUUUUAAGAUUGAUGUCAAUGCUAUUCAAAAAUAAGAAAAUGAUCAUAAUUCAAAAAAAAUAGAAAAGUAAAUAAUCUUUAUAUAAAUUCUUUUCUAGAAAUAAAAAGUAUGCUUAAAAAUUAAUGUCUAUUUUGAAAAGGCAUAUCAUUGCAAGAUAACCAAAUAUAGAAAUUUUGAAUAGAUGCUUAGAAAAUCCUUCUAAAACUACUUUAAAUAUGAUUUUGUUAUGGUUAAAGCAUGAAUUUGAUAAAAUUCCUUUUUAAGAAUAUGUUUAAAUUGCAAAAUUUGUCGAAUUAAUUUAUCAAAGCAUUCAAAAGCUCAAAUGUGAAGAGUAACCUCAAAAUGAAUAGCUUUUAUAGUAAUAUUUUGAUAAAGAAAAAGAACAAGAAUAAACUAGAUUAAAAAAAAUUGAAUAAGAAACUAAAGUAUAGCAAGAACCAAUAAUAUUAGAAAAAAUUGAUUUAGAAACAUUAUUCAAAUCAUUAAGAGUUAGAUCAAAAAGUAAAUAUUAUGAUUAUAAAUUCAAUUAGAAAAAAAAAUUAAUGAAAAAGAGAAGAAAGAAAAGGAAAAUGAUAAAUAAAAAGAUAAUGAUAAGUUAUAAUAAAAGCCUGUUUUCCAUUAAUAAUAAGAGUUUUAAAGCUUUUCUCUAAAAACCAUAGAAAGGAUUAAUACUGAUUAAAAUUAAUAUUAGAUUCAAGAGACAGAUGAUGAAUGUGAAACCUAGACUUAAGGUUAAGAUUGGUGGAAAAUUUUAGAAAUGAAAAAAUCGUAAUGUUAGGGUAUGGAAAUGGAAAAAAAAAUCAAAGAAGAUGAUAAAGGAGAGGAACCUUUUUUCAUUAGAACAUUGGAUUAAGUUAGAAUUGAUCAUACACUUAUUUUAGGAGAAAAAAAAGAUGAAGGAUUAUAUCCCACAAUUACUGUAGAGAAAAUGUUCUUCUUUCUUUUAAAUAAUUAAUCAACUUAUUUUAAAUAAAAUAAAAUCCUAUUAACUAAUUUCUUCUAAAAAUUAAAGGAAAACUCAAUAGAAAAAAAAAAUGAUUUAUACUAAUAAAUUAGUAAGUAUAAUUAUUAUGUUGAUGAAAAUCAUUCUUAAUUGAUGGAUUUGUAUAAGAUUGAUAAUUAUGCUGAAAUAUUAAUUAAAUUGACUUUGAAAGAUGAUGGGGAUUUUGAUCCAUUUUAAUUAGAAAAUAAAUUAAUAAUUAAUUUGGUUAUUAAAAAUCUUUUAAGUUAUACAACUAAACAUAAUUUUAUAAACUAUUCUUCAAUAAAUAAAUAGUUUUAAUUAAAUUUAGCUUAAUAUCCAUAAUCAAUAAGUGAACCAAUUUUGCUUUCAAAGCUUUACGAAAUGAAUGAUAUUUUUGUUGAAAGUUUAGAAACUACAAAAAUGAAUGAGUAAAAUAUUUUAUAAAAUUUAGCAAUGCUGGUUGUGGAUUCUUUAUUUGGAAUCAAAAAAAAUAAGCAAUAAAUUAAGAAUAUUAAUAUUCAUGUCAUCUAUAGAUAUAAGUUCCAUUUACAUGUAUUUAAGAUUUAAGUUUAAGUAUAAAUGAUACAAUUAUCCUUAAUAGAGAAUAAUUAUGA